Molecule: messenger RNA, 1426 nt
Organism: Branchiostoma floridae (Florida lancelet)
Lineage: Eukaryota; Metazoa; Chordata; Leptocardii; Amphioxiformes; Branchiostomatidae
Product: zinc finger protein OZF-like
Exons: 2
Coding region: 16-1407 (463 amino acids)
Biological process (GO): regulation of transcription by RNA polymerase II
Cellular component (GO): nucleus
Molecular function (GO): DNA-binding transcription factor activity, RNA polymerase II-specific; RNA polymerase II transcription regulatory region sequence-specific DNA binding
Source: RefSeq, a predicted model, not a curated record
CACAACAGAACAGAGAUGAUCGAUCCCAGCUGUGGAGGUUCUACGGAAGGUCUGCGUGCUGGACAUCCUGGGAACGAGACUAAAGGUCUGCGUCCUGGACAUCCUGGGAACGAGAGUAAAGGUCUGCGUCCUGACCAUCCUGGGAACGAGAGUAAAGGUCUGCGUCCUGACCAUCCUGGGAACGAGAGUAAAGGUCUGCGUCCUGACCAUCCUGGGAACGAGAGUAAAGGUCUGCAUUCCAACCAUUCUGGGAACGAGCUGCGUCGUGGAUAUCCUGGGAAGGAGACCAGCAGCAGGGUGGGCCAGACAGCAGACGCGGGCCGGCAGCGGGACUGGGAAGAACCAGCUUCAUGCCAGGAAACGUUUCAUGGGAAGGUCAAGAAAACUGGCUCGUCAUCACAGCUAGAACAGACAGAAAGUUACAAUACUGAGAAACCCUACAUGUGUGGGGUGUGUGGAACUUUUGAUGUGAAGAUUGAGAAGACUGAUUCCUUGUUCCCAUGUAUAGAGGAGGAAGCUCCACUUCAAAACAGGACAACAAACAUGGGCGGACAGCGGGACAGGGGAGGGCGAGACUUGUGCCAGGAAACGUUUUAUUGGGAGGUGAAGAAAACUGGCUCGUCAUCACAGCUAGAACGGGAAGAAAGUCGCAAUACUCAAAAUCCCUACAUGUGUGGGCCAUGUGGGUACAGGACAACUCAGAAGUCAGACCUAUCUGAACAUGUGAAUACUCAUAAUCUCUUCAAGUGUGACCAGUGUGACUUUUCUGCUGCAGAUAGAUACACUUUUAUCAGACAUCUAAGAAAGCACAGUGGUGAGAAACCCUACAUGUGUGGGGAGUGUGGGUACAGGACAGAACACAAGUCAGGCUUAUCCAUACAUAUGAGAACUCAUACAGGAGAAAGGCCCUACAAGUGUGACCUGUGCAACUAUUCUGCUGUACAGAAAGCCAAUUUAGACCAACAUCUAGCUGCAAAACACACCGGUGAGAAACCCUACAGAUGUGACCAGUGUGACUAUUCUGCUUCACGUAAGUACAGUUUAGACAUUCAUCUAGCAAAACACACAGGGGAUAAACCCUACAAGUGUGACCGGUGUGACUAUUCUGCAGCACGGAAAUCUCUUUUGGACAAUCAUCUAUUGAAACACAGCGGUGAGAAGCCCUACAUGUGUGGGGAGUGUGGGUACAGGACAGCUCGCAAGUUUCACUUAUCCCUUCAUAUGAGAAUUCACACAGGAGAAAAACCCUAUAAGUGUGACCAGUGUGACUAUUCCGCUGCACAGAAAUGUGAUUUGGACAAACAUCUAGUAAAACACAGUGGUGAGAAACCCUACAUGUGUGGGGAGUGUGGAUACAGGGCAGCUCUAAGGUCUAGCUUAUCCCGGCAUAUGAGAACUCAUACCUGAGAAAAACCCUACAAGUAUG